AUGAAACCGUACAGGUCCUCCACCCUCCAGGGGCAGCCACUGAUCCCGACAGCCUUCCCCUCGGAAAUCAGGGCCGCAAAGGAGAAGGACCUGCACCUCCAACAAGACCUCAAGUCGCGGUUCGAGCUUCUGAACCUCAAGUCGCCUCGCUUCUCGUUCUCGUCCUUCAGCAGCCCGUCAGUCAAGCAGCCCGCGCCAGUGCAGCACUCAUGGCUGCGGGAUCCCACGCCGCCUGCCACGCCGGACCCUGAGGACGCCAGAUUCCGCGGCGGUGACGGCCGAUUUCCCAUCCCACCAGGUGGCAAGAAUGCCAGAGACAGAUACACAGGCGGCAGGAUAUGCGGCCUGCAGAAGCGAUGGUUCUGGGCGCUGAUUGCCGUCGCGGCGGUCAUACUGCUGGGCAUGUGCAUCGGAAUCGGCGUGGGAGUCAGCCAGUCGAAUAGCAGCUCGUCACACAACGCGGGCUCUGGCGUCUCGGCAAACAGUACAGCAAGCUCUUCGACAUCGCCGUCUACGACGACCACAACAACGACGUCAACGUCAGCAUCACCCACAGCCACAUCGAUAGGCGGCGUAGACUGCCCGGCUGGCAAUGGAACGACUUACAACGUCCCCGGGUCCACCGCCAAGUUCCUGCACCUAUGCGGGGUCGACUACAGCGGCGACAAUGAGGCCAAAGACUUGAAGAAUGUGCAGACGGACAGCAUGGCCGACUGCAUGAUCAACUGCGCCGGCACCUCGGGUUGCACCGGCUGCGGAUGGGGAUACAUCGACGGAGACUCGCUCUACGAGCACACGUGCUGGAUGAAGACCGACCUCAAGACGGGCCACACUUCGGACUCGUCGUGGGCAUUUGCUAUUUUGUUGUAA
This is a messenger RNA of Neoarthrinium moseri, 870 nucleotides long. RefSeq lists its product as uncharacterized. Bases 1 to 870 code for a protein of 289 amino acids. The record is from RefSeq and is a predicted model, not a curated record. Lineage: Eukaryota; Fungi; Ascomycota; Sordariomycetes; Amphisphaeriales; Apiosporaceae. The transcript has a single exon.